AUGAAACACAACAUGCCGGACGGAAACUUCACAGGAUUCUCCAUGCUGCACGAGAGCGGCACAGGCGGCGCACCCAAGUACGGAGUGGUUUCGCAGAUGCCUGUCCUGGGCAAGAUCACCAACCCGCUGGCCGAUCAUAAUGACACAAGAAGCGCCCCCGACGUAAGCGAAGUUGGGUUCUACAAGUCGUUUUUGGGUAGUGGGAUCACAGUUGAGUUGGCGGGCACCGAGAGGGCGGGGUUCUACCAGUACACAUUCCCGGAUACCGACCAGACGAGAAAUGUCAUUGUCGACGUGAGCCAUGUGCUGUCCAGCUACCGUGGCAUGGGCCUCCAGCAGUCCUAUCUGGGAGGCAACAUUGAAGUGGUUGAUGGUGACACCGACAAGGGCUACUACAAGGGCUACGGUUCAUAUGACAACGGCUGGAACCGAGCGCCAAAGUGGACAGUCUACUUCUGCGGGCACUUCGACCCUGCACCAUCGACGUACCAAACCUUUCUGGGGUCCGGCAACACCAACAGCUCGGUUGUUGAGUAUCCUGCCGGUGGCAGCGUAACCUCGACGUCGCGUCUUGGCGUCGUGUACACAUUCGAUGGUGCCACCAAUGUCACUUCGAGGGUCGGCGUGUCUUUCAUUUCCACGGAGCAAGCCUGCUCAAACGUCGACUCACAGAUUCCGGCCGGGACAACUCGGGAGGAGCUGACGGCACAGACCAAGGAUGCGUGGAACAGCCAAGUCCUGUCCAAGGUCACCACCACGGACAACAGGAGCCUGACUGACAUGCAGCUGCUCUACUCAUCACUGUAUCACAUGAGUAUAAUCCCGACCAACAAGACGGGAGAGAAUCCUCUGUGGGCGUCCUCAGAGCCAUACUACGAUGACAUCUUCACAUUGUGGGACUUGUUUCGAUGUAGCACCGCUUUGUUCCACCUGAUUCAACCCAAGGCAUACGAGGAGUACAUCCGCUCACUCAUCGACAUCUGGAGAAAUGAGGGCUUUAUGCCGGAUGCGCGCUCGUCCUUCUGGAACGGCGCAACUCAGGGCGGUUCAAACGCAGAUAAUGUCCUUGCAGACGCGUACGUCAAGGGCGUGCGCGGCGGCGUCAACUGGGCGGAUGGAUACUCCGCCAUGCUCACCAACGCAGAGGUCACGCCGCCCAACAACGACGAUCCCCGCGACACUACCGGGUCAACCAAGGAGGGCCGAGGGGCGCUUCCGGACUGGCUCGAGCACGGCUUCAUCACACCGUCCUUUGGUCGCUCCGUCAGUCGCGCGGUUGAGUACUCAGUGAACGACUUUGCUGUCUAUACUGUUGGGGAUGGACUGGGCGAGGCGAAUGCGUCGACAUAUCUGAACCGGAGCCGUAAUUGGAGGAACCACUGGAACCCCGACGCCGAGUCGCUGGGUUUCUCUGGAUUUGUUGUUCCGCGGAACGUCAGCGGCUUCAUCGAGCAGGAUCCUCUCAGCUGCGGAGGCUGCUACUGGGGUGAUGAUUACUAUGAAGCCCUACCAUGGGAAUACUCCUGGAACGCCCACCACGACAUCGACACAAUCAUCUCUUACUGCGGCGGAGAGGCAAACUUCGUAAAGCGUCUCGAGAUGAUGUUCGCCCCGGGAGCCUACUCCUCAGGCUCAUUUGGUCAGAUGAUCUUUAACCCCGGCAACGAGCCCUCGUUCACCACGCCGUACCUUUUCAACUUUGCCAACCGCCAGGACCUCACCGUCUACUACACGCGCAAGUUCGCCAAAGCUUACUAUUCCCCGACCCCAACUGGUCUGCCAGGCAACUCGGACGCCGGCGCGAUGGAGACCUGGGUGUUGUGGGUGAUGCUGGGGUUGUAUCCGAUGACUGGCCAGACCACAUUCUUGGUUGGAAGCCCCUGGUUCUCCGACCUGACAAUCAAUCUUGGCGAGGGCAAGAAAUUGGACAUAACAACGGAUGGUGGAAACGAGACGUCUUACUAUGUCCAGAGCUUGAAGGUGAACGGGAAGACGUGGGACAAGUCGUGGGUGACUUGGUCGGAUAUCUUUGACAAUGGUGGAACAAUGGACUUUGUUCUGGGGCCUGACCCAUCCAACUGGACGACUGGUCCACCUCCACCGAGCCCUGGGACGGAGGCCGACGCUCAACGCAAGGGGUGA
Molecule: messenger RNA, 2142 nt
Organism: Diaporthe citri
Lineage: Eukaryota; Fungi; Ascomycota; Sordariomycetes; Diaporthales; Diaporthaceae
Exons: 4
Coding region: 1-2142 (713 amino acids)
Biological process (GO): carbohydrate metabolic process; protein quality control for misfolded or incompletely synthesized proteins; glycoprotein catabolic process
Cellular component (GO): nucleus; cytosol
Molecular function (GO): carbohydrate binding; peptide-N4-(N-acetyl-beta-glucosaminyl)asparagine amidase activity
Source: RefSeq, a predicted model, not a curated record